UGCCAGAUGACUUGGUGCCCGCUGUCGAGCCAGAUGAUCCAAUGCCAGAUGACCCGGUACACGCUGUCGAGCCAGAUGACCUGAUGCAGACAAUCCAAUGCCUGAUGAUCCGGUGCCCGCUGUCGAACCAGAUGACCCGGUACCCGCUGUCGAGCCAGAUGACCUGAUGCCAGAUGACCCGAUGCCAGACGACCCGGUGCCAGUUGUCGAGCCAGAUGAUCCAAUGCCUGAUGACUCGGUGCCCGAUGUCAUGCCAGAUGACUCGGUGCCCGCUGUCUUGCCAGAUGACUCGGUGCCCACGGUCUUGCCAGAUGACUCAGUGCCCACGGUCUUGCCAGAUGAUUUGGUCCCCGCUGUCUUGCCGGAUGAUUCGGUGCCUGCUGUCGUGCCAGAUGACUCGGUACCCGCUGUUGUGCCAGAUGACUCGGUGCCCGCUGUCGAGCUUGAUGACCCAGUGCCCGCGGUUCUGCUAGAUGGCUUGGUGCCCACUGUCGUGCCAGAUGGCUCGGUGCCCGCUGUCGUGCCAGAUGACUCGGUGCCCGCUGUCUUGCCAGAUGACUCGGUGCCCGCUGUCUUGCCAGAUGACUCGGUGCCCGCUGUCGAGCUUGGUGACCCAGUGCCCGCGGUUCUGCCAGAUGGCUCGGUA
Messenger RNA from Staurois parvus, 646 nucleotides. Lineage: Eukaryota; Metazoa; Chordata; Amphibia; Anura; Ranidae. The record is from the annotation of a GenBank genome assembly.